CAGUGUUGGGUGGAGCUUCUCGAGGUUCUCAUGCCUAGCAACAUGGUGUGCGGGCUGUGCCUUCUGCUCUGGGUACUCCCUCAGGUUUGGGGAAGUUCUAAGGUCCAGGAAAGCAGUUUCCCCUUCCGCUGCCUCCAGAUCUCUUCCUUUGCCAACAGCAGCUGGAUGCGCACAGACUGCUUGGCAUGGAUGGGGGAGCUGCAGACUCACCGUUGGAGCAACGACUCCGACACCAUCCAACUAGUGAAGCCCUGGUCGCAGGGCAAAUUAAGCCGCCAGCAGCAGGAGAAUCUGCAACAUUUAUUUUGGGUUUAUCGAAGCGCCUUCACCAGGGACAUACAGGAGUUUGUCAAAAUGCUGCCAGAAGACUAUCCCGUUGAGCUCCAGUUGUCUGCUGGCUGUGAGGUGGACCCUGGGAAUACCUCCAAAAGCUUUAUCCAUGUAGCAUUUCAAGGAGUACAUAUCCUGAGUUUCCAGGGAACUUCUUGGGUCCCAGUCCCAGAUGCCCCAUCUUGGAUGAAGUUGGUUAUCAGAAUACUCAAUGGCGACCAAGGGACAAGAGAAAUGGUGCAGUGGCUCCUCAAUGAUACCUGUCCUCAAGUUGUCAGUGGCCUCCUAGAGGCAGGGAAGUCAGAACUGGAAAAGCAAGUGAAACCUCAGGCCUGGCUGUCCCGUGGCCCCAGUCCUGGGCCUGGCCAUCUGCAGCUGCUGUGCCAUGUCUCAGGCUUCUACCCAAAACCUGUGUGGGUGAUGUGGAUGAGAGAUGAGCAAGAGCAGCUGGGCACUCAGAGAAGUGACAUCAUGCCCAAUGCUGAUGAGACAUGGUAUGUUCAAGCAACCUUGGAUGUGGCGACUGGGGAGGAAGCUGGCCUGACCUGCCGAGUGAAGCACAGCAGUCUAGGAGGGCAGGACAUCAUCCUCCACUGGGCAGAUGGGAGACGUACAUCCUUGGGCUUGACUGUCCUAGCAGUACUGGCAUGUUUGGUGUUCCUCUUUGUGCUCCUAGGUUUAACCUUCUGGAUUAGGAGACGCCAUUAUCAAGACAUUCUGUGACUUUCGUGGCCAUAUCUGCCUUUCUGGAAUUUAGGAAUUCAAGAACCCAAAACUUUAGUCCAAGUCUGCUCAGGAAUUGAGGAUGAAAGGAGAGGUACUUCAAAGAAGUAAAGAAUACUCAUCCUAUCUCUUAAACACUUGUCUAAAAUAAUUUAAGUUCUUUUGCAUUAUAAAGUAGUUCUUUACAAACAGGAAUGCAAACUCAGAUACCUACCAGAAAGAAAGCAAAUAAGGACCUGUAUAAGUCCUGUGAUUGUUGUUUGAGAGAUAGAAUCUGCACUGAGCUGGAAAUCACAAUCCUGUCCCAAAGCAGUAGGUACAGAGGUUUGUUGGCAAGUACAAAGACAAACUCUGGCUUGGCUGCAAACUGCAUUUGUCAAGAAAACUGAAAUUCUGGAUUUUCUUAUGACACGCCUACUUUAAAAAUGUUAACUCAAGUUUUUGAUAAAUACUGUAUGUGUGACACCUAAGGUACAUACUUGCUGGCUGAUAACAACUUCGUAGUUUCCAGAUUGUAUCACUUUUAUAAAAAAUUUUCCCUGAAUGACAUAUUGCAGUAUUAGGACAUAGUUUCUAUUGUGAAUUUGGAUUUAUGAUGGACACUUUCUCUUUUAAAGAAAGGUAGAGUGUUAAGAAACAGAAAUGUCUUGAGCUUUUACUUGUUGUUACUCCAAUAUAUAUGCAUUAUUUUGGGAAAACCACUCUCCUUUGCGUAUUUCUCUCAAAUUCUGCAAUAUUUGGAUGUGGAAUGUCCCUCAAAGUUCGUGUAUUGAAGGCUUGGUUCUCAGCCUGUGGUGCUGUUGGGAGAUGGGCCCUUUAAUAGGUAGCACCUAGUGGAAGGAAGUUGAGUUACUACGGGCAGACCCAUGAGGGGGAUAUUGGGACCCUGGCCCUUUUCUCUCUCUCUUUGCUUUCUGGCCACCAGGAGCUGAACAGCUUUGCUCCACUGCAUGUUCCUUGCUACAGGCUGACUUACUACAGGCCAAAAUGGUGGUGCCCAAGUGACCAUGGAUUGAAACCUCUGAAACUGUGAGCCAAAAUAAACCUUUUCUCCUUUAAGUUGAUUUUCUCAAGUAUUUUGUCAUGGCUAUAUAAAUUUGAUUAACACAAACAUUCAGUUGCUUUUUUAGUUUAGAAGAAGAUAGUCUUGAAGGUAUUGUCAACAAAAAGACAAUAGUCUCUCCUACCUAUAGAUGUUAAAAGUGACAAUGUAGAGAAAAGGUUAAGACCACAUGGGCAGUCAUGAGCAGUAGUGAUGAGGUUGAUGCUAGCCUGGCUAUAUGGUCUACUGUUAGCUUAGAGAGGACAGAACAAGAAGGAACAGCCAAAGAAAAAAGAACACAAGUUAAAAAUUAUCUGUUUUCCCAUCUGGAAAGUAUUCUGUUUAUAGUCAGGUCCAUGAACAUACAGAAAAAGUGAAACCUAACUGUUGGAGAGUCUUUACUUGAGCAAAUUAACAUUGGGCCUCCUCUAUACUAGACUUACAAGUCUGAACCUAGCACACAGGUAAUGGCACUGAUAGCUUCUACAUCAUUGGUUCUCUAGCCAUAGCACUUUAACUUGUUAGAAAUGCAAAUCAUUUUGAGUCUUACUCUAUACAUACUUAUGAGAGUAUCAUUUUGGGUUUUACUCUAGACAUAUUGGCAGUGGGGACCAGUAGUCAAGCUCUCCAGUGAUUUUGAAGCUCAGCUGAAUUUAGAGAACCUCUGUUCUUAGGCUUCAUGUAAUGCUAUGCAGCAAACUCCCCAGAAUGCUUAGGGAAAAGGAGGUUGGCCUGGGGUUAUUCACAGAAGCCUUCCUGGAAGAAGGGUAAUUUGAAGCAGGACUUUGAAAAUGAGUAAGGCAGUGAAGUAAACUUCAAGCACACUGGAUCAGGGCACUAGAGUUCUAUCCUCCGAUUUAGUUUCCUUCUGUGCUAAAUGGGGAUGAUCAUGUCUGCUUUGAUUAGCUCACAGAGGUUGUGGGAAUCAGUUGUGUAAAAACAUGUGAUAAGUAACACCUUAAAAAACAUGGGUUCUGGUAUUGUCUUUGGCACCACACUGCCUCAGGUGAUGCUAUUCAGUUUAGCUCCCUCAAGCAGGAUUAAGUUUGUGAACCAACUGUUACUGGUGUUCCAAAUAUUCCUUAGUUCUUGGAUACAACGUGUAAGAUUAAGAUGCUGCCCCAAGUGUAGCAAAAGAACAAGAGUAGGAAUGAGGCAGGAUAGAUCAGGGAGAAUGAGGCAUGGGAAACAGGAGCCUGGAAUUUAGAGAUAAACAUUGUAUUAAUGAAUACCUUGAUUAAAAACACAUACAUGCUACUUUCUUUGCUUUAAACAUCACAUGCCCUCACUAAACUGCAACAUGUAGUUAAAAAAAAGGAGGCAGCUCUCCCUCUCACCUUGCCCCCGGCACAAAUAAUAAGUGUGUUCUGGGAACUAAGCAAGAAUAUAUUAAAGAAACAUACUUAUCCUGGGGAAAAAAUUUGUUAAUUACUUCUUUGAGCACAGAAGUGUUUGUAAAAAAGAAAAAAAAAGAUCAUAUGUUAGGUUACUUGUCUUAAAAGGAACAUUCGACAAAAUCCAUGCUCUGGUUAAAGGGAUGCUCAGACAUCUAUGUCACAAUGACCCAAAUUUAAUUAACUGAUCAGAUUUGAUAUCUCUGGGCCCAAAUGAUAAUGUCAAAACAGUGUAACUGUAAGAAUGAUUAAAUGUACCAGUUAUGUAAAAUGAAGGGAAACACUUAUCCUAAGGUGAAUUUAACCUACUGUUUGAUCAUAAAUACCCUUCAAGUUAGAGCCCUCACUAUACUUGUUAUCAUAUAUUCCUGCACCCA
Messenger RNA from Castor canadensis (American beaver), 3866 nucleotides. Its product is annotated as antigen-presenting glycoprotein CD1d. The record is from RefSeq and is a predicted model, not a curated record. Gene Ontology annotation, cellular component: external side of plasma membrane. NCBI's taxonomy places the organism in Eukaryota, Metazoa, Chordata, Mammalia, Rodentia, Castoridae. Gene Ontology annotation, molecular function: endogenous lipid antigen binding; exogenous lipid antigen binding; lipopeptide binding. Gene Ontology annotation, biological process: positive regulation of T cell mediated cytotoxicity; antigen processing and presentation, endogenous lipid antigen via MHC class Ib; immune response.